AUGGCCGACAAUUUCUCUCAAGAACAAGCUUAUUUGAAACAACAUCAUUUAACUGUCUAUUUUGAAGAUUGUAUUCGAGGUCUUCUCGAGGCUCGACGUCGAUCUUCGCCGGUAACACCUGUAAAAUUCGAUAUCAAUACGCAUCUAAGAGACUAUUUCGCCCAAGUCAAACGUGAAUUGCAUGUUGUAGGUCGCGAGUAUACAUUCGUUAAUAGUACACCUUAUAAUCAUUGUGCAUUAAUCAGUCAUAUAUGGUCAAAAUAUGAGACAGCUAUUCCCACUCCGGGAACACUCAAAGAACUUCAUACAUUAAUUCUGACAAUUUGUCCAGAUUUUCCAUAUUCAUUGUUGGAAUCAAGUGCUAGCCUACUUGGCGAUCGAGACUGGUCGUUAUCUGCGGAUUAUAUGGCGUUUUUACGUGCUUUCCAACUAACAUUUAUCUAUAGCGAAUUCAUUUAUGAAUCUCAACAACUAUUUCGUUCAUUAACACAUCAUUUAACAUGUCAUGUGCCCACAGCUGAAACAAGUGUACCACAAGAAAAUCACGAUCAACGCCAGUUAUUGUCUGAAGGGUUUCAGAAACUAAUCAAAACACGAACUUGCUCGUGUCCACCGAUACACAUUCUAGAUGAAGUGUUAGUUCUAUUGGAAGAACAAAAACCAGUUAGUCAUCAAAAAUUCUUAGUACAAUUAGCCAAAAGUGUAGACUUAACUCGAUUCAUUGGCAAAGAGCCUAUUAUUAUUAAACCAGCGCGUCCAAAUCAAUCGCAACGACUCACUAUUGAACCAGUAUUUCCCAUUCAGAACGAACCAAAACUAACUCUCACGUCCAUUCCCUCUUCGACAACACAUUUGUUACCGCCAUUACCUAAACAACAGGGACUUGUUCGUGAAAGACCGAUUCGACAUGGCUCAGCGGCAUCUGGAAUUAUUUCAAGCAAUGCUAGUCGACGUGCCGAUUCAGCAACAUCAUUUAUAGCGUCAUCUAAUUCAGCAAAAGCAUCGCAUUCAACAACAAAUACUGCUAAACAAGAGAGAAAUGACACAGACACUGAUGUGGAAUCGGUUUCAUCAGAUACAGACACAUAG
Adineta ricciae is the source of this 1089-nucleotide messenger RNA. Lineage: Eukaryota; Metazoa; Rotifera; Eurotatoria; Adinetida; Adinetidae. The record is from the annotation of a GenBank genome assembly.